This is a messenger RNA of Xenopus laevis (African clawed frog), 3122 nucleotides long. It is a transcript of the gene dnajc18.S, whose product is annotated as DnaJ heat shock protein family (Hsp40) member C18 S homeolog. The transcript is spliced from 2 exons. Lineage: Eukaryota; Metazoa; Chordata; Amphibia; Anura; Pipidae. The record is from RefSeq and is a predicted model, not a curated record. The coding region runs from base 803 to 2239 and encodes 478 amino acids.
ACAUUUCCCAGCAUGCCACAGGCCUGGGAGGAAGUGCCAGGGAAUCAGCUGCUGCUGUCUGUCUCCUGCAGGGUCAGGCAUUCCCUGAGCUGGCUUUUUAUGGAUGGUGGGGGCUGGGAGACGUAAGGAGAGAAGCGACACUCGAUACAAUGGGGAGGAAGGCUGAGUUCCUUCGGCUGUGACAGUAAGAGAAAAGGCUACUGGGAUACAGAUUUCCAUGCUAGCCCAUAAUAGCGGGGGGAGCUCUAGGGAUUAACAGCUCAAUUGUACUGCCCGGCACGACUACUGAAAUCUGCAUUCAUUCUGGGCUUUGUUGGAUCUUGGCUAGAGGCUAUUGAUGCAUCCGGCUCUGAAGGCAUGACUGCUGACUAUUUAGCAAUGUGGCUAUGAGAUGAGAAGGUGGUUCCUGUUAUGAAUUCUCCUCAGGAUUCUGGUUGCAUGAUUAUGGACAGAAAAAUGGACUGCUGGAAAUAGGACUGAGGACUUCGGCCCAUUUUCCCUGCAUUUCCUGUGUAUAAAAGGAAUAUUUGGAUAGCUGACAUAUUUGGUCACUUAUUUAUGACCCACUACUAUGUUCUAUUCACCAUCUGAAGUCUGAGGUUGGCAGGUGGUCUCUAAGUUCAUGUCCAGCUCUUCCAUCCACCUCAACAUUGGCUGCAUCUCAGUUAGAUCCCACCAAGACUGAAGCUCACAGACCUUUGUACAUGGGAUUUAACAUUACAGACUCCCCUUUAGUCCAAACCCUUCAAACUUUUAGCAUCUCCCAAGCACAGAUCAGCCCACCUGUUCCUCAGGGCCAAGGAUGGACCGACACCGGGCAGAAAAACUCAUCCAAAUUGCCCGUGAGUGUCUCCUGUUUGGGAAGAGUAGAGAAGCUCUUAACUAUCUCAGCCAGGCUCAGAGCAUCUACCCCACUCGAACUGCUGCCCGGCUGAUCAGUGGCAUCCGCGAGGCUUGUUUUAGGACCCAAAAUGCCCAUUCAGAACCAAGAUACCCCCAAUUUGAACAAAGGGAUUACUGGGACAGCCAUCAAUAUGGCUUUGGCACCAACGACGAGCCAACAUGGGAGGAGGAAGAAGAAGAGGCAGAGGAAGAAGAAAGGCUGAAUUCUAGAAUGGAGGCAGAAGAUGAUUACUACUCUCUGCUAGGAGUCAGCAAGGAUGCCAAUGAGGAGACCCUGAGGAAGGCUUACCUCAAACUGGCCUUGAAGUACCACCCUGAUAAGAACAGCUCCCCGGGGGCCACUGAGGCCUUCAAGGCCAUUGGGAAAGCCUUUUCUGUCCUGAGUGACCCAGCACAGCGAAAGAGUUAUGACGAUGCCCAAACCAGGGCUCGAGUUGUAUCACAGCCAGACCUCUCCACAGAGGAUCUCUUUGACCUGUUUUUCAAGGGCCACUUCCCAGGGUUUGCCUUCAGCCAGCAAUAUCACCAGCCAAGGUCUACAAACAGAAGACAAGGAGAUAGAGGGCGGGAGGAUGAUGAAGAUGGUCAACAGCAAAGGCGGCAGGGAGAGGACAUGAGACAAGAUCGUGGGAGAGAAAGGACAUGCAGUGAGGAGAGGCAAGGUGGAGGACAUAUGCCAAAAUGGUGGGAAAGAGAGAAGAAGCCUGAAAGUGGAAAGGGAAAAUGGAGCAAAAAUGCUAAACAAGAUGCAAAGCAAUCUAAAGUAAAUGAGGAAAGGAGAAGCGAUGGCGGAAAGGGAAGGCCAAAGUGGAGGGAUGCAAAAGGACAGGACAACAGAAGGUCAAGGUGGAGGGAAGAGUUAGCACAGCAGGAAGCAAGAUGGACUAGGAGGCAGGAAGAAGAUGACUCCAAUGGCGCAGGGCAAAAGAAUGCGUAUUCUGCAUUCAUCCAAGUCCUGCCAGUUCUACUCUUGGUGGUGAUCUCUGUGGUAGCUCAGCUGACUGCUACCACCCCAUCUUACAGCUUGCACCCCAAGGCUUCCUCAGGCCUGACUGUCUCACGGGAGACACAGACCCUGGGUAUCCUCUACUUUGUCCGGCAGGAUUUUGGAAGUCGUUACCAAGGCAAAGCCCUUGAAGAGUUUGAAAGGACAGUGGAGAAAGAUUAUGUGGAGCACGCACAGGCUGAAUGCUGGAAGGAGAAGCAGCAGAAGUCAGACUUGACCAAUCUGGCCAGAAUGUACAGAGAUGAGAGACUAAGAGAGAAGGCUGAAAGUCUCAAGAUGGAGAACUGCCAAAAGCUAUUAAAUCUCAUAAAACAGAGAAAACCAGGAUGAUGCCCUUGAGACUCUACGUGGUGCAGGGAGUCUUGGGAGAACAUGGUUGCUAAGUCCUAUUUGCACGAGACAUCUGGACAAUAAAAAAAAUAAACCUUACAUGGAUUUUUCAAGAUUAGUGAUUGCUCGGAAUCUUUUACUUUUAAUUUGUAAGCCCUUCCAUCAUCCAGUGGGCUUCAACAGGUCCUUUGUAUGGAGCCUUCUACUGACUGGUGGCCAAACCUCCCCUUCCCAAGGGAAUCACAAUGUUCUCUUUGUAGAGUGCCAACCCCUUUUUCAUUUAAAUGUGAUACACAGCUUGAAAUACUGGUCCCCUUACGAAGCUCAUCCCUUCUCUUAAGGGAAAGUCCCCUGUGCUUGGCUGGGAAUCACUGCACUGCCAUCAUUAUGAUGUCCCAGGUGUUCCUGGGAUCCAGGGUAUGAGGGAGGCCCAAAAAAUUUGCUAGAAUUGUUCUAUUGCAAUUUCUUCCAGCCUAAGCCUGAGCAAGGACUAUCUGGGAAAUAAGAUGGUGACAAGGUUCUCCCCAGCCAAGUAUCACGAGGUGGGGUGGUGGUUCCUCCAAAAUAGGCACCCCCUAGUAGGACAACCAAUUUGACUCAACCUCUUAUACAUCCAAGUCCCAUAAAACACAUUGAUAUAUUUGUAUUCAUUUAUAAUGGCUAAACCGGGGUGAUAUAUUUCUUCCUGUGGAACUUGGAGGCCAGAUCCUCUAUUCCUGCCUUGUUAGGAAGAGUCAUUCCCUUAGGGCAGGGCUAAAUUAUUAGGAAUUAUCGACUUUAUUAUUUAUUUUCUUUUUAUUUGGAGGUGAAAAAUCUGUGUUACAAAUAUGUAAAUAUGUUAAUUGAUAAGACCGGCACCAUAAACCAUAAUUUAUUCACUAAA